Molecule: messenger RNA, 705 nt
Organism: Symbiodinium natans
Lineage: Eukaryota; Dinophyceae; Suessiales; Symbiodiniaceae
Source: the annotation of a GenBank genome assembly
AUGGGAUCAUUUUCCUGGCGGUGGUUCUUGGAGUAUCUUUCGGUUCGCUAUGUCUACAAGAGUGGAGAGGCCCCACCCCCGGGCCAGUACCUCUACUUGCUGAUGCCGCAUGGCCUCUACCCGUUCUCGGGUGCCUGCACGGGACUUUCCACCUUGCGUGAGGUGUUUCCUCGAAUGCGCAUUGCUGCAGCCGACAUUGCCUUUCGGAUACCCUUCAUCCGGCAGCUCCUGGGCUACAUCGGAUGCAUCCGUGCGGACAAGGCUUCCAUCGCCCGGGCCCUGAAGAAUGGCGACUCGGUGGGCCUUUUCCCAGGUGGCAUCGCUGAGAUGGUCCGCACCGACGCGAACACGGAGCGCUUGCUUCUCCGCUCCCGCAAGGGUGCGGUGCGGAUUGCUAUGGAGAACAAGGUCCCUCUGGUGCCCGUCUACGUCUUUGGCCAGAGCGUGCUCUGGAGCCACCUUCCCUUGCCGGCCUUUGUCGAGCGCCUGAGCCGGUGGCUCCAGGCCAGCAUCAUCGUGCCCUACGGGCGUUUCGGCCUCCUGGUUCCGCAGAAGCGGCAGCUUCUGUACGCCUUCGGGGACCCGAUCCCGCCUGGCGAAAGCGUGGAAGCAACCCACCAGGCUGUGGUGGCGGCUGUGCAGGGUCUCUACGAUGCGUACAAAGGCAUGUACGGAUGGCAAAACCGGCCACUUCAGAUCGACUGA